AUGGAACAACAAUUCUUAGGUCUGCUGUUGAUCCUGCUAAUUACCUGUCAAGUGGCCUCAUUCAGCAUCAGCAGCAGAAAAGAACGGAGCACGGAUCUUGCAGAUGCUCUUGCAAUCCUUCAAAGACAAAGAAGGCGAGCUGUAACAGAUUACCUGGACUCUGACCGACUGUUGAGCAAUGAGCCUUAUACAUUGGAAGAGGAUGCAGAAUGGCUGCAAGCAGCAGAUGUUGGUAGCGACAGCUCUAGAAACAGUCUUGGAACAGACUGGGAGUCCAAUGGGCGGUUUAUUGAUGUUCAAACCCCUGUAGAAUACGCUGUGCCAUUGGACGAAAGCAGGGUAUCUGUUCCUGUUGCUAUAGAACCUUCAAGACAAGAACUUGAGGAUAUAUUUGUUGCCGACGAUCUUGAUGGAAAUAUUUCACAGCCCAACAUUAAUCCAGAAUCUUUUUUGGAGAAAAAGAAAAAAGAAGAGCCGCUUAGUGUUAAAGGAGAUGGUAAAGUUGUGCAGAAGAAAUCAUUUUCCCCCAGUAGCCGAAGAAGCUGUAAUAGUCACGCCUGGGAAAGAUGUCGACGCCAAUGA
Messenger RNA from Candidula unifasciata, 582 nucleotides. Lineage: Eukaryota; Metazoa; Mollusca; Gastropoda; Stylommatophora; Geomitridae. The record is from the annotation of a GenBank genome assembly.